AUGGUGCGGGUAUGUCAAGCACUACAUGAGAGGGGGGAGGAGGAGAGGACAGAGGGGGGGAGAAGGUGCGCUGAGAGGGGGGAGGAGGAGAGGACAGAGGGGGGGAGAAGGUGCGCUGAGAGGGGGGGAGACCCGGUGCUACCCCUCCUAUCCCCCCCUGCUUCUCCUCCUUUCCCCCCGGUGCUACCCCUCCUUCCCUGCUUCCCCCCAUCCCCUUCCCUGCUUCCCCCCAUCCCCUCCCCUUCUUCCCCCCAUCCCCUUCCCAGCUUCCCCCCAUCCCCUUCCCUGCUUCCCCCCAUCCCCUUUCCUGCUUCCCCCCAUCCCCUGGCACCCGCACUCUCACUCUCCUUUCCUCCCGCACUCUCUCUCUCCGUCCUCUCCCACUCGCACUCUCCUUCCCCCCACCCUCUGCCCAGUUGUCACCUGCCCUCCCAAUGCCUGCCUUUCCCUCCCUGCCCUGCGCUUUCCUUCCCCAUCCCUUCUCAACCCUUCCCUUCCUUUUCAUGCCCUCCCCUUCCCCCUCACUCCUCACCUUCCACCCUCUAUGGUGAAGCAGAAGAGCAAGCUGAGGCGCAGCUAAAGCUAGUCCAUGCUUUACACCGUACCACCACCUGUUUCUUGUGUGUUGUAUGCAAUCAUGUUCUGCGGGGGGGAAGGAGGAGAGGACAGAGGGGGGAAGGAAGGGUGAUAUACCAGUUUGCGAUAAAUUCCCCUAAUUUCCCCCCAAUCCCCCCUCCGCUCCCUCUCAUUCCCCCCUCUGCUCCCUGUCAUUCCCCCCCCCCUGCUCCCUCUCAUUCCCCCCUCUGCUCCCUCUCAUUCCCCCCUCUGCUCCCUCUCAUUCCCCCCUCUGCUCCCUAUCAUCCCCCCCCCCCCCCCCUGUUCCCUCUCAUUCCCCCCUCCGCUCCCUCUCAUUCCCCCCUCUGCUCCCUCUCAUUCCCCCCUCUGCUCCCUAUCAUCCCCCCCCCCCUGUUCCCUCUCAUUCCCCCCUCUGCUCCCUGUCAUUCCCCCCCCCCUGUUCCCUCUCAUUCCCCCCUCUGCUCCCUCUCAUUCCCCCCUCUGCUCCCUAUCAUCCCCCCCCCCCUGUUCCCUCUCAUUCCCCCCUCUGCUCCCUGUCAUUCCCCCCCCCCUGUUCCCUCUCAUUCCCCCCUCUGCUCCCUCUCAUUCCCCCCUCUGCUCCCUCUCAUUCCCCCCUCUGCUCCCUGUUAUCCCCCCCUCCGCUCCCCAUAA
Closterium sp. Naga37s-1 is the source of this 1227-nucleotide messenger RNA. The record is from the annotation of a GenBank genome assembly. Lineage: Eukaryota; Viridiplantae; Streptophyta; Zygnematophyceae; Desmidiales; Closteriaceae.